AUGUACCUAAUAUUCUUACAAAGUAUCUAUAGCCUGAGACCACACGCAACGAUCAUCGAUUACAAGUACAUAGAUUUCGAAUGGGCAGUGAGACUGAAUCGAUUUAGUCUACAAUUUAUCGGGCUUUGGCCUAAUUGCGAGCAAACUACAUGGAAGAGACGCAUGUGCAAUUUACGCGCAUUUCUCGUUUCCUUAACGAUAUUAUCGGUCAUUGUGAUUCCCGCUCUGCAUUCUCUGAUGAGAAUUCAUUCGGACAUCAUGCUAGUAAUAGACAAUUUGCAGUUUACUCUACCGAUGGCUACCUGCCUGUGCAGAAUCGCGAUUUUUUGGUGGAAGAAAGAAGAAAUACGUUUUAAUAUGUUUAAAGCUAUCGCGCCGAUAAUAAAUAUGAUCGCGGACGACUGGACAAAAGUGAGAAAAUCUCAAGACAAGAUGACGAUGAUCACAAGAGCGCAAAUCGCGCGCGUAAUUAUCAUAUUCGGUUACUGCUUCAUGAUGUCGGGUUGGGUCGUCACGGUUAUUUUACCAAUGCUUGGCCAUUCGGUGAGAUACUUGUCGAACAUCACCGAUCCGGGCAGACCGUUGCCAGUACAGACGUAUUACAUUUACGACGUGACGAAAAGUCCGCAAUACGAGAUAACAUUCACUCUCCAAGCUAUCACUAUGUUUUUGUGCAUCAUGCCUUACACAGGCAUAGACAAUUUUCUUAGCCUCUUGAUAUUCCAUAUUUCCGGUCAGCUCGACAUUCUGAACAAUCGUCUCGUACAUCUGUCAACGAAUGACGUUGCGAAUUACGAUGACAAUCUGAAAAGUUGCGUAAAGGAUCAUACACGGCUACUUAGAACCAUCGCCGUAGUAGAAGAUACAUUUAAUAUAAUACUGCUCAUAUUAUUUCUAUACUUUGGUACUCUUUUUGCUUGCUACGGAUUUGUAUUGAUGAAUAUGCUCACAGACGGACAAAAUUUUUCACUUUCUUAUCUGCCAUAUUUGUUAUCUGUCGUUACCAAUACGUUCGGUCACAUGUGUUUGUACUGCGUUGUCGGUGAUAUCUUAGCAACACAGUGUGAUCGAAUCCAUUAUGCUGUAUAUUGCAAUAAAUGGUAUACUCUAAAUUCGAGACAUGCGCGGGACUUAAUUCUUCCAAUGGCAAUGACCAACAAAUCUUUUUAUCUUAAUGUCGGUAAAAUAUUUCCCUUGACAAUGGCUACAUUUUGCAAUCUAUUAAAAACGUCAGCCGGUUAUAUAUCCGUUCUGCUUACAACAAGAAAUCAAUCGAAAUCUUGA
Molecule: messenger RNA, 1284 nt
Organism: Nylanderia fulva
Lineage: Eukaryota; Metazoa; Arthropoda; Insecta; Hymenoptera; Formicidae
Source: RefSeq, a predicted model, not a curated record